AUGUACCGUGCCGAAAUCGCGGUUAAAGCCAACAGCCAACCUGGCGAGCGGCACAGACCCUCUCCGAGCAUCUCGUUUCCGGAGGGCCAUGACCAUCUUUCAGCUCCGUCAGGUUCGCAGCUUUUUGAUCACGCUGCAGGCGGGCGGGACUGUAUCCAGCGGGCGGCAAAGACGUGCAUCCCCUUUGUUCAAAGCCGCGACCGUAACCUACGUAAGCACAUCAUGCACGGCGCAGCCCGCCGUGAAACGUGCUCGAGUCUGCUGAAACCAUCGACAAGCCGGCAUACUGAUGAGUCCCCGCCGUCUUCCGUCGUACAGCUGAAACGCGUCGAAAACUGA
Molecule: messenger RNA, 339 nt
Organism: Cordyceps militaris CM01
Lineage: Eukaryota; Fungi; Ascomycota; Sordariomycetes; Hypocreales; Cordycipitaceae
Exons: 3
Coding region: 1-339 (112 amino acids)
Source: RefSeq, a predicted model, not a curated record